AUGGAAGGCCUCAAAACACCUUUCUUGUUUUCCUCUUUUUUUUCCAUUUUAACAAUCUCCAACGCAGUAGACACCAUAACCAAAACCCAAUCCAUUACAGGCCGCAAUACCAUUGUUUCAUCUGGUGGAAGCUUUGAGAUGGGUUUUUUCAGCCCUGGCAAUUCCCAGAAUACAUGCUUGGGAAUAUGGUACAAGAAAAUUUCUGUUAGGACCGUUGUAUGGGUUGCCAAUAGAGAAAUUCCACUUGUCAAUUUCUCAGGCAUCUUAACAGUACUUGACCCUGGAAUUCUUUCCCUUGUCAAUGGUACUAACAGUCUCAUUUGGUCACCCAAUGUAACAGGAUCCACACAGGACCCUGUUGCACAACUUAUGGAGUCAGGAAAUCUUGUUGUGAAAGAUGCAAAUGAUAAUAUUUUGUGGGAAAGCUUUGAUUAUCCAUGUGAUACUCCUUUACCAGGCAUGAAGCUUGGCAAGAACUUUGUAAUGGGCCUUGAGCGUCACCUCUCUUCCUGGAAGAGCAGCGAUAAUCCAGCUCAACGAAAUUUGAUGAACAACCUUGAAAAAGGUUGCACUGACAAAAGCCAGACAGAAGAUUUAGAGUUACCAUUGUUUGACUUAGCUGUAAUAGCUAAUUCCACUAGUAACUUUUCAAUCAACAAUAAGCUUGGAGAGGGUGGAUUCGGACGUGUUUACAAGGGUAUGCUAGAAGGAGAACAAGAAAUAGCUGUGAAGCGGCUAUCAAAGAAUUCUAGCCAAGGGCUUGACGAGUUCAAGAAUGAAGUUAUUUGUAUUGCCAAACUUCAGCACCGAAAUCUCGUGAAGCUUCUAGGAUGUUGCAUUCAAGGAGAAGAAAAGAUGUUGAUCUAUGAAUACAUGCCCAACAAAAGCCUGGACUACUUUAUUUUUGGUUUGGCUCUCUUGAAACUAUAAUACCAUACCACAACUAUUUUUGGUUUGGCUUUCUUUUGAUUUAUUUGAUUAUGGGAACAAAAUUAU
Messenger RNA from Camellia sinensis, 996 nucleotides. The record is from RefSeq and is a predicted model, not a curated record. NCBI's taxonomy places the organism in Eukaryota, Viridiplantae, Streptophyta, Magnoliopsida, Ericales, Theaceae.